GGCGCUGCGCGGCGGCCGCAGAAGAGGAGGAGACCGGCGGGCCCGAGAGGAGAGGCGCGGAGGGGAGCGGAGCUAUGCUAAACCCGGGGUACCGCUGAGGCGGCGCGGGCCAGGCCAGAGGCGGGGGCUCCCCGGCGGCGGGCGCGCAGGGGCCCGGUUCCCGAGGCGGCGGCAGGCAGUGUUUCGGCGCGGGGAGCGGCUCCGCAGCCACCGGGCCAAUGAACAUGUCAGUGUUGACUUUGCAGGAAUACGAAUUCGAGAAGCAGUUCAACGAGCAUGCGGCCAUCCAGUGGAUGCAGGAGAACUGGAAGAAAUCAUUCCUAUUUUCAGCUCUGUAUGCUGCCUUUAUAUUUGGUGGUCGGCACCUAAUGAACAAACGAGCAAAAUUUGAACUGAGGAAACCACUAGUGCUCUGGUCCCUGAGCCUUGCCGUCUUCAGUAUAUUUGGUGCUGUUCGAACUGGUGCUUAUAUGCUGUACAUUUUGAUGACCAAAGGCCUGAAGCAGUCAGUGUGUGACCAGAGUUUUUACAUUGGACCUGUCAGCAAAUUCUGGGCAUAUGCAUUUGUGCUAAGCAAAGCACCCGAACUAGGUGAUACGAUAUUCAUUAUACUUAGGAAACAGAAGCUCAUCUUCUUACACUGGUACCAUCACAUUACUGUGUUACUGUAUUCUUGGUAUUCCUACAAGGACAUGGUGGCUGGUGGUGGCUGGUUCAUGACCAUGAACUAUGGAGUACACGCCGUUAUGUACUCUUACUAUGCCUUGCGGGCUGCUGGCUUCAGAGUCUCACGCAAGUUUGCCAUGUUCAUCACCUUGUCGCAGAUCACUCAGAUGUUGAUCGGUUGCGUGAUCAAUUACCUGGUCUUCUCCUGGAUGCAGCAGGGCCAGUGCCAUUCCCACGUGCAGAACAUCAUCUGGUCCUCUCUCAUGUACCUCAGCUAUUUUGUGCUCUUCUGCCAUUUUUUCUUUGAGGCCUAUAUCGGCAAAACCAGAAAAGAAAGGAAGGUUGACUAGUGGUAGAAACGAGAAGCCAUAGCUCAGGGUCAUCCAGAAAAACAAAAUUACAAGAAAAGAAAAGAAAAUGGCACAAGGAAACACAUACAUGUAUGGUGCAGCUAAAACUUGGCAGCUUAGGGAAAGUUAGCUUGGUUUAACCCAGUAAGUUUAUGAUCCUAUCAUGGUGAGGACUCACUGAAUUCUACUCUAUCUCAAAGGACUGCUGAUGAAAGACAACUUCCUUCUUGUACCUGUCUGCUCUAGAAGAGAAAGAAGAAAAGAAAGAGAAAAAAAAAAAAAAGGGAAGAAAAAAGAGAAGAAAAUAAAUGAGAAAAUUAAUAAUAAUGAGGGGGGAAAAAGUACAAUAAAUAAGCAUUGUGUUUCCCCAGAGAGAAUAGACUUAUAUUUUUUUUAAAUAAAAAGUUUCUAAAUCCUUUCUAGUAAAUUUUCAGCUGUAAACUUGAACAAAACAAAGCAGAGAGUUGGCAAAAAAAAAUCUGUCAGUGAUAACAGUAAAAUUCAAAAUUAAAAUCCUUUCUAUAGAAGGUUAAUACCUUUAGCCAAAAUGAAACUCAAAAGGCUGUUUCCUGCAUGGAAAGUGACUGAACUCCACACUGUGGUCACAAAUGGAAAAGAGAAGAGAUUGAUUUCUCCACUAUGUCCUCUGCUGGGGAAGCAGAUCUGGGAUGUAGUCUCGCCUGUCUCAGAAGGUGGAAAGGAGCAGUACUUUUACAAGAGUUUAACGUGAAAAGAUGCACUGUUGCAAUACAUAUCUCAAAGAGUGCAUUUUCCAAGUGCAUUUUUCAGUUCAAUGCAAGUAAUUUCUGCAGCAGGAUAAGUCAUAGAAGGUUAAAUCAAUCAAUAUAUGCUAAAUUACAUGGGGCUAAUAGCAGAGGGAUGUUCAGGAAGGAGAGGGAGACCACUCCCCUCACAUGAUUUUUAGAAAUUAUCCGUUAAUCUCAAGUUAACCCGCAGCAACUCUGAAUUAAAUGGGGGAAAUCAGAAGAAAUCCUAGUUAGCGAGAAGAGAGUGAUAUAUCUGCCUACUGUUUUCAGAACAGAGCCCUGUGGUACAAUACGGAUUCUGUAUUUUUGUGGACACAAGGAUACCUGCCUGGGUGGAAAGAGGUGGCAGGACUGUGCAACAUUGGGUAACACUGUGCUUCUGCAUCUGCCUCCUGCGCAGUGCAAAGAUGUUCAAAGUGCCCUCCUCUGGUUAUGUGGAGAUACUACUACAAAACAUACUUGGAAUAGGUUUUUCCUGAGAUUUGUAUAGAAAAAAAGUAGUCUAAAAGGAGUAAUUUUGCUGCAACAGCUUAACUCUAAAGUCCAGAGAGAAUUAUCCUUCCAUAAAUAAACAUCUCUCUCUCUGCAGAAUCUGUACUGUAACAUCAGACUGACCACUUACAAAGACACUCUUUCUUCUCUGAAGUCAGCUACAGAUAUAAGGAGAAACAUAUUUCACUCUGAACCUUAGAGAGUUAGUUGAGAACAGCCAUAUUCUUUCAAAGACAAGUAGGUUGCAUUAUCUGUGAUAUUCCAGUCCUUACAAAGCCAAAUAAAAUGUGUAAAAGUUCCUAGUAUUUCAAAGACGCAAGUAUGUAAACUUGAUGUUAAAUGUGUUAAUGUAGUAUUCUAAAUUGUAUCGGUUAGGUAGUUUAACUAAACAAUUAGAAGAACUAGAUCAACAAAAUAGGGACUGCUGUUCUGCAUAGGAUAUACACACACCUAUAACUACACCCAUAUAUACAUUCUGUGAAUUGUCAACAAGAAAAAAAAAGCCCAGUGGCAGAGAAUCACAUUUCCCAGCUAAUGCAAAAGAUUGUUACUAUUUUCUUGCUUUAAUUUGAGAUUGUACAGUACAAAGGGUGUUGGAUUUUUUUCUUCAGUUAUGAUUUUUAGCUUUAAUUGUGCCGUCAUUCUUGAAACAAAGCUGCUUUAGUAUCCUGUUAAGACAUUACUUAAGGGCUUUCAGUGUCUCAUUAUAUACAAAAGAAAAAUAAAGUUACAUUCCUUGUUA
Molecule: messenger RNA, 3017 nt
Organism: Apus apus (common swift)
Lineage: Eukaryota; Metazoa; Chordata; Aves; Apodiformes; Apodidae
Gene: ELOVL6
Product: ELOVL fatty acid elongase 6
Exons: 4
Coding region: 219-1016 (265 amino acids)
Biological process (GO): fatty acid elongation, polyunsaturated fatty acid; fatty acid elongation, saturated fatty acid; fatty acid elongation, monounsaturated fatty acid
Cellular component (GO): endoplasmic reticulum; endoplasmic reticulum membrane
Molecular function (GO): fatty acid elongase activity
Source: RefSeq, a predicted model, not a curated record